AUGGAAUCAGUUCUUAACGUACAAUCCCCUGUCAUCUUUGAUGAAUCUGUCUCGCAUUAUGAGGUUCAUGCACAUCAACCCUAUACCUCACUGGCAUUUAAUAAUAGUGAUGAAAUUCGGAUAGCUAUACAACAUCAAGAUUUGUGUGUUCUACCAUCAAAAAGUUCUCUGCAUAUUUGUGGAAAGAUUACUAGACAGGAUGGACAAGCAGUACAACACACCCUUUUUGUGAACAAUGCUAUUAGUCAUCUCUUUGAAGAAAUUCGAUAUGAAAUGAAUGUCAUAGAGAUUGAUCGAUGUAAGAAUGUUGCUGCUACAACCCUGAUGAAAGGUUACACAUCUUUCUCACCUAGUCAACUAAAGUAUCUUGAAAAUUCUGGCUGGACACCUAUUACUGACGUAGGAAAUAUAGCUGAUAAUAAUGGAAACUUUGAUGUGACAGUUCCUCUAUCAAUGAUUUUUGGUUUCGCUGAAGAUUAUCGCAAAAUCGUUGUAAACGUUAAGCAUGAACUUAUUCUCACAAGAUCGAGAAAUGAUUUGAAUACUGUUUUGCAAGAGGCUUUAAUGGUGGACGGGGGACCGACAUAUGAAGAAUUCAAAAUCGAGAUCAAUCGUAUAGAGUGGCUUAUACCCUACCUCAUGCUGUCAGACCGACGAAAAAUACAACUAUUUAACUAUAUUCAAAAAGAUAUACCGAAUUCGAUGAGUUUUCGUUCAUGGGAGUUGUAUGAGUAUCCAGUACUUCCAACAACCACGCAACAUGUAUGGACUGUAAAAACAUCGAAUCAGCUGGAAAAACCACUUUUUAUCAUUCUCGGUUUUCAAACAGGGAGGAAAGGUGUACGAAGACAAAAUGCUAGUCAUUUUGAUCAUUGUAAUAUUAGUAAUGUCAAACUUUUCCUCAACUCUCAGAGCUAUCCGUAUGGAAAUCUGAAUCUUGAUAUUUUAAACAAUCAGUUUGCCAUGCUUUACGAUAUGUAUGCUAAUUUUCAGAAUGCGUAUUAUUCUGAUAGAAUUGUAAUAGAUCCCUUUUUAAGCAAAGAAGAAUUCAUUACAAAUGCUCCACUCAUAGUUAUCGACUGCUCAAAACAAAACGAGUCACUCAAACAGACAGCUGUAGACGUACGUCUUGAAUUUGAAUGUAAGCGUAAUAUACCCGUGGACACUACAGCGUAUUGUCUAAUUCUACAUGAUCGCAUUGUCAAGUAUAAUCCUAUAAGUGGUGAUAUUAAGAAACUUGUUUGA
This is a messenger RNA of Nasonia vitripennis (jewel wasp), 1245 nucleotides long. RefSeq lists its product as uncharacterized. The record is from RefSeq and is a predicted model, not a curated record. The transcript has a single exon. NCBI's taxonomy places the organism in Eukaryota, Metazoa, Arthropoda, Insecta, Hymenoptera, Pteromalidae. The coding region runs from base 1 to 1245 and encodes 414 amino acids.